AUGCCUCCCAAAUCAAAUCCAGGAGAUCAGUCUAGCUUUGGCUUUACCUUUACAUCCACAAGGCACGAUGACACGUAUCCUUUCAUUAAUCCCCUGAAAAGCAACGCUUCAGAUCUCAGGGUGUUGGUCACGGGCGCAUCCAAAGGCAUCGGCCGUGCCACUGUUAUUUCUUUCGCACGUUCCGGAGUAUCCGGCAUCGCCAUGCUUGCACGUUCAAAUCUCGAUGCAGUCGCACGAGAGGUGCUUGAAGCGGCACGUGCUGCGGGCCGGAAGGAACCAAAGCUUCUCAAACUCCAGGCGGACAUGACUGACCAGAUUGCUGUCGAGAAGGCCAUGGCGACGGUGGAACAGGAAUUUGGGAGUCUCGACGUCGUGAUCAAUAAUGCGUCAUAUCUCGAGAAGUGGAUACCUAUUGCCGAGAGUGACGUGAAUGACUGGUGGCGAACCUGGGAGGUAAAUAUCAAAGGAACCUAUCUGGUGUGUCGGGCUUCCGUGCCAUUGUUGCUCAAAGGAAAGCAGAAGAUGAUGGUGAUGGUGACCAGCGCCGGCGCUUUUAAUACAAGACCUGGAGGCAGCGCAUAUCAAACCACCAAAACAGCUCAGAUUAGGUUAAGUUAUUUCUUGAUGGCAGAAUAUGGUGAACAAGGCCUACUGGCGUACGCCAUCCAUCCAGGAGGUGUCAAGACUGAGCUUGCCAUGAACAUGCCAGAGGACAUGUACGAGAUCCUCACUUGUACACCCGAACUGGCAGCUGAUACGAUGGUGUGGCUGACUAGGGAAAGGAGGGAAUGGAUCGCCGGUCGAUAUAUCAAUGCUCCCUGGGAUAUGGAAGAAUUCCUAGCAAAGAAAGAUGCGAUCGUCCAAAACGACCUGUUAAAAAUAAAGUUGCAUGUCUGA
This is a messenger RNA of Rhinocladiella mackenziei CBS 650.93, 897 nucleotides long. RefSeq lists its product as uncharacterized. Lineage: Eukaryota; Fungi; Ascomycota; Eurotiomycetes; Chaetothyriales; Herpotrichiellaceae. Bases 1 to 897 code for a protein of 298 amino acids. Gene Ontology annotation, cellular component: cytosol. The record is from RefSeq and is a predicted model, not a curated record. The transcript has 4 exons. Gene Ontology annotation, molecular function: oxidoreductase activity.